This is a messenger RNA of Macrosiphum euphorbiae (potato aphid), 471 nucleotides long. The record is from the annotation of a GenBank genome assembly. Lineage: Eukaryota; Metazoa; Arthropoda; Insecta; Hemiptera; Aphididae.
AUGAAAUUGAAACACUACGCAACACUGACCUGCAAUGAUCAGGUAGACGAUGAGCAGAUACGGGAGUAUUCCCAUGUCCCAUUCAGCGGCGGCGGCGGCGGUUGCGGUGGCGCGCGCGACCCGUCCUCGUCGUCGACGUCCGGUCUCCUAUCAACAACAGGACGCGUUGUGGCCAACAACGAUCAUUGGCUCAUUUUGACGUCCGUCGUCCUGUCUUCGCUGACGGCCGUAUACCAGCUGCUGGUCGCCGAGUCUGUCGCCUGUGUUGUGGCGCCGAUGAGUAUCCGUGGGACGGUGGCCGACCGUCGCGUCCAUUUCAACGGUGGUGGCGGUGGACCGGAACAGUGCCGUUCGUGGUCGGUGUGGCACGUGCCGGAAAAAAACAGAGACGCCAAAACCUCGCAGCGGCCCUGCAGAGAGCGGUGGCAGCGAGCGUCCGCAACCCUUCAACGGAUGGGAGCCAGUUCCUGA